AGAUCGCUGGUUAGUCCCCAGAAUGUCUCGUGAUUUAUGACCACAUUUUCUUACACAUUCACGGCAAAUUUAAACGUGUUUUCUUAACAUCAGUGUUGACGACAUGCAUUAAAACCUGCUAACAGCUUGAGAAAUGGUUUCCCGAACCCGUCAGACACCCAGCUGAGGUAUAGCAAAUAUAUCACUAACUUCAUCUUCUCGGCCUCUAUUGUGCAUUGCGGAUCCUCGGUUUUUCCGGUUCAGUUUAUGGCCCGCGCUUCAGCUUCAUGUUGAGCUAUAGGAGAAGAACCUCGGUCGGUAACUUUCAGUACAGACCGAGUAGACGAGGCUGGUAAGAGGUUUACAUUUCCCUGUCUGAUUAUCUUUCAUGUUUUGGAUGAACUCACACUUAGAAGCGCUUUAUCUCAGAGACAUCAUGCUAAAGUGAGGUUCUGUUAAACGGAAAAUUGAACUAAAUGUUACUUUUCUUCUCCUUCUGUUGUCUAGUUACACAUUUUAUGUCGUAGCGAUGGAUCAUGGGAAUCCACCGCUUAACAGCUCCACACUUCAUGUAAACAUCACUGUUGUGGAUGAAAAUGACAACAAUCCCAAGUUUGAGCAAGCUAUGUACAGUGUGGAGGUUUGGGAAAAUGAAACGAUAGGUGGUCACGUGGUACAGGUCAAGGCAACCGAGCGAGACUCGGCCACAGGUUCCCGCAUUGGAUAUAACAUCUCUGCUGGUGAUCCACACGGACAGUUUAAGAUUUUCCAUACCUCAGGAAAAAUCGUAGUACAGAAGCCACUGGACAGAGAAAUCAUACCAAACUAUACGCUACGUGUAACAGCAACAGACAACGGAAAUCCUCCAAGAUACGGCGAAACAUCGGUUACCGUUCUACUCAGAGAUGUCAAUGAUCGCACUCCAGUUUUUCAGUUCCAGGAUUAUCAGAGUGAAGUAAAAGAAGACAGUCCUGUAGGUUCAACUGUCACAACAGUGCAAGCAACUGAUAUGGACAGUGCUGAGAACACAGUGCUCACAUAUAGCAUCGCUAGCGGUGACCCAGACGAUCACUUGAACAUUAAGACCGUCAAAAAGGAUGGAAAAUACUUAGGAGUUGUAACUGUGAAAAAUGUGUUGGAUAGAGAGACCAAGGACCUCUACAAAGUAGUUGUGCAAGUCUCAGACGGUCUCCAUAACAGUAGUGUUAUGCUGGAAGUGCGACUGACAGAUGUCAAUGAUCGUGAUCCGGAAUUCAACUCCUCCUUACAAUACUCAGCAGAUGUGGCCAAGGCUGAGUGUCUGUAUUAUGAAGGAUGUCCGUAUUGUAGCGGAAGAUAUGAUAUGAGCACUGGUUUCUCUCGGACCAAGUGA
Molecule: messenger RNA, 1351 nt
Organism: Orbicella faveolata
Lineage: Eukaryota; Metazoa; Cnidaria; Anthozoa; Scleractinia; Merulinidae
Product: protocadherin Fat 4-like
Biological process (GO): homophilic cell-cell adhesion; multicellular organism development; cell migration
Cellular component (GO): catenin complex; plasma membrane
Molecular function (GO): beta-catenin binding; calcium ion binding; cadherin binding
Source: RefSeq, a predicted model, not a curated record